AUAAGAUUGUGAAACUUCUACAAAUCAUUCUAAUAAAAAGGAUGGAACAAAAUUUAUUGUCAACUUCUUUUAGUAAAUAAUAUCGUAUCAGUUACUGUGAUUUGGAAAAUAUUUUCAUAUGUUAAAGGUUAUGGAAGACUUACCUAAACAGUUGUGUCUUUCAUUGACAUAAUAUAUCCUAUAAUAUAAAAAAGGAAAUAAGUGCUGAAGUACAUAAGGAAACCAUGUGUGGUGUUAUAAGCUUCCUUUAAGUGGAUAACAAAAUCUUAAAAAAUGGAUGCGAAUAAAAUAAAACAGGAAUCAAGUAGUGUUCCAAAUGAUAUUGAGGAACAUGAGAAUUCUGAUUCAAUAGAGGUUGAUAAUUCACGUACAGUUCUAUUAAAAAUAGCAACACUGUAUGCUGAACGCCUUAUGAAUGAUAUUUGUCUUGUUGUUGAUGGUAUAGAAUAUCCUGCACAUCGCCUUAUAUUAUGUGCUUCAAGUGAUGUUUUCCAAGUAAUGUUAAUGAGUCCCCAGUGGAGCGAAUCACAAGAAAGUAGAGUAACACUUCAAGAGACACCACAAUGUGUACCUAUAUUUAGUGAAUUUUUGCGUUACUUUUAUACUGGUCAAAUAAGAAUUAAUUAUGGAGUUGUUCUACCAAUAUUAUCUUUGGCGGAUAAGUAUAAUGUUAAAGAUUUAAUAUCACUGUGUCUUGAUUAUAUGCAAAAUCAUAUUGCGUUAGCUGCCAUACAUGGCACUCUAGUAUCAUGGUUACAGUAUACUUCAAACUGUGGCCAUCACAAUAUUACUCAAGCGUGUCAGAAUUUUAUCAAAUGGAAUUUGGAGUUGGUAGCUAAGACUGCAGAUUUUGGAAAUUUUGAUCUGGAUAUUCUGGUAUCAUUAUUACAUCAAAGUAGUUUAGUAAUAAAGGAUGAAAUGACAUUAUACAAGUGCCUAGAAUCUUGGUUGGAUCAUCAGGCAAAUCGUUUAAGAACUCAGUUGUCACCUGAUGAAUUAGAAGCUACUCUAAAACAAUUGGUGAUAGCUGUAAUGACUCCUGUAAGAUUUCCAAUGAUGUCUCCUCGACAGUUAGCAGAAUUACUUUUAUCUCCUUUAACAAAAAAAUAUAAAGAAUUUUUCGUAGAACGUAUGUCGAUAGGAAUGUCAUUUCAUUCAGGGCAAUUAGAUAGAGUUAAAGAAGUAAGUUUAAAUGAAGAGGAUGGCGCUUUACUUUUUGAACCAAGACUAUACACAGUGGACACUUGUAGUUCACUGCUUACAAUUGAAAAUUUUCAUGGUCUGCCUUCUUAUCACACCAGAACUCUUGUAUUUUCGAGUCAUUCGUGUUUAGCAGAGUAUGCUGGUGAUCGUGCGUGUGAAUGGGUUGUUGAUAUAUACCCAAAGGGUGUAUGGUUUAAGAAGUUUUUUUUAAUAGUAUGGCAAGGAACAGUAGAAAUGCCUGAACACGUAAAGCGAUCGGUAAGAUUAUCGCUUACUUGUAAAGAACCUCCAGUAAAUAGUGAUGCUGAUAUGAGAGUGAAAAUAGGUGUAUUAAUUUAUGGAUUGCAAGAUGGUGUUGAACAUAUUACAAGAGUGACUGAAAUUAUUCAUAGAUUUAGUAAAAAAGAACGUGUUCUCAACUUGGAUGAUCUUUUGCCAUUUGAAGAACUAAAUCCACAACAGGGUUCUGUACAAGAAUAUACAUCUCCAUUUUUAGUAGGUUCAAAUAAAGAUAUGCUCAAAUUGCAUAUUGUUAUAUCACCGGCCAACUCGUUUAUAGGUCCUUUAAGCUGUGUUAAACAAAGUUUUCAAUUGCAAAACUUGUGUAAUUGAAACGAUUUGUGUAAAAAAAAUUCUGACGACAAAAUAUCUCUGUUAAAUUUAACGUGUACUUUUAGUGUUGUAAAUAUCUUAAAAGGUUCAUUCAUUUUUUUUCUCCAAGUAUGACAUUUUAAUUUUAGUUUAAAACAAAAUUUUGUAUCUAGAAUGUUACGUAUGAAAGAGACCAUGUAAUAAAAUAACAGAUUUAAAUAUGUUA
Molecule: messenger RNA, 2020 nt
Organism: Megachile rotundata (alfalfa leafcutting bee)
Lineage: Eukaryota; Metazoa; Arthropoda; Insecta; Hymenoptera; Megachilidae
Gene: Tango10
Product: transport and golgi organization 10
Molecular function (GO): protein binding
Source: RefSeq, a predicted model, not a curated record